AUGCAUGAAUGCAAGGACUUGAGAAAAGAACCAGAAUCUGUUAUUUUGGUCUCACUUGCGAACGUUGUAAAUGCAUCGAUGGAGGAGUGUGUGAGAUCACUCCACAUGUCACUUGAAAUCGCAAGUCAAACAUUUUCAUCCGAGGCAACUGACACUAUAGACCUAUUGGAUCUUCCAGAAGGUUCUUUCUCCAAAUCCAGGCCUUUUUAG
Molecule: messenger RNA, 210 nt
Organism: Sphenostylis stenocarpa
Lineage: Eukaryota; Viridiplantae; Streptophyta; Magnoliopsida; Fabales; Fabaceae
Source: the annotation of a GenBank genome assembly